Molecule: messenger RNA, 1867 nt
Organism: Lepisosteus oculatus (spotted gar)
Lineage: Eukaryota; Metazoa; Chordata; Actinopteri; Semionotiformes; Lepisosteidae
Gene: wnt11f2
Product: wnt 11, family member 2
Biological process (GO): neuron differentiation; cell fate commitment; canonical Wnt signaling pathway
Cellular component (GO): extracellular region
Molecular function (GO): frizzled binding; cytokine activity
Source: RefSeq, a predicted model, not a curated record
UCAACUGCUAGUUGAGUCGUGGCAUUCACACUGUAACGGGAUCCUACAAUCUGAAUUUGAUCAUUGUGAUGAUCUGGAUUACAACACUGCCCAGGACUGGAUAAGAAAAGGCAUUCUGAGUGUUAUACAGAAAUUCUGGAAACCACACGAAGCUCUGACCUCACCACCACCUGAAAAUAAUGGAAUGCAUGCAUUUUUUAGUGUUGUUAAUAUUGGUGAGCAGCAUGGAGUAUUGUACAGCAAUCCAUUGGCUUGGUCUUACAGUAAACGGGAGCUCAGUUGGCUGGAAUCAGACUCACCACUGCAAGCUUUUAGACGGGCUAGUUCCUGAUCAGCUGCAGCUCUGCCGGAGGAAUCUGGAGCUGAUGCAGAGCAUUGUCCACGCCGCUAAACUCACCAAACUGACGUGCCAGAAGACCUUCACUGACAUGAGAUGGAACUGUACUUCCAUUGAGAGCGCACCGCAUUUCACGCCCGAUUUAGCCAAAGGAACCAGGGAAUCCGCCUUCGUCUUUUCUCUGGCUGCCGCAGUUGUGAGCCAUUCGAUAGCCAGAGCCUGCGCUUCAGGGGACCUACCCAGCUGCUCAUGCGGGCCUGCACCUGCAGAACAGGCCGGUCCGGACUUCAGAUGGGGUGGCUGUGGGGACAACCUGCGCUACGGUCUGCAGAUGGGCUCGGCCUUCUCCGAUGCGCCCAUGAAAAGCAGCAGGUCUGGUGCUCAGGCAGUCAGGCUGAUGCACCUCCAUAACAAUGCCGUGGGAAGGCAGGCUCUCGUUGAUGCUAUGGAAACCAAAUGCAAGUGCCAUGGAGUGUCUGGGUCCUGUUCUGUAAAGACAUGCUGGAAGGGACUCCAUGACAUAAAUGAUAUCGCCGCAGACCUCAAGUCCAAAUAUCUUGCCGCCACUAAAGUCAUCCACCGCCAUGUUGGGACUAGGAAGCAACUUGUGCCCAGAGAGCUGGAUGUCAGACCAGUGAGAGAGUCUGAGCUUGUGUACUUGAUCAGUUCCCCUGAUUACUGUAUGAAGAAUGAGAAGCAUGGAUCAUUUGGCACACAAGACAGGCAGUGUAAUAAAACAUCCAAUGGCAGUGAUAGUUGCAACCUCAUGUGCUGUGGACGUGGCUACAAUGCUUACACUGAGACAGUGGUGGAGAGAUGCCAGUGCAAGUACCACUGGUGCUGUUAUGUCACGUGCAAGAAAUGCGAACGGACUGUGGAGAGAUACGUCUGCAAAUAAACUGACUUGGUGCAGUAACUCACUGAUACUGCAGAGAGGGAGGAUGGCAACUGUACAAAAAGCACUACACUCCAAAGAGAUUUCCUUAAUCCACAGAUAAAGUUUUGUCAGCAUCGUGGCUGUAUGAAACAUUCCUCAAUUGCUGCUAAGAGACAGAAGGAGAGACUUCAAUCAAGAGUCAAUGCAGCUAUCUGAAGGAAGGCCAAAGGAUGGGGAUUGGUAAAGUGAAGACCCAGAUUUGUUCUUGUUCUGAACUCAAUAGCCAUCCACUACAGUUGACAAAUGUUCCUUGGUCGUUCUGCUUGGGCAGGUCUAUUUAUUCCCUCAAUCAAGAUGAGCUGUGGUUUUGUCUUGAGAAACGAGAAGGCUGUGAUAUUGGUGAAAGGCUGGACAUGAUUGAUUGGGAGCAAUAGAAGUGCUACCUCUGGGGGUAAAAAGUUCCUCCCUGAAUAGAGAAGGGGUUGAAUGGAAACAAUGGCCUGAAUUACAAAAAAAAGACAAUUCAACAGCAGCCCCCCCCCCCAGAUGCUAAUAGCCCAGUCAGCUUUUGAGAUUUUUAAGUGUUUUUUAAGCACCAUUGAACAAAUAAGUCCAAUUCUUACUCAUUAACUAAAUCCUGACAUGAAUUAUCA